Colletotrichum tamarilloi is the source of this 171-nucleotide messenger RNA. RefSeq lists its product as uncharacterized. The transcript has a single exon. The record is from RefSeq and is a predicted model, not a curated record. Lineage: Eukaryota; Fungi; Ascomycota; Sordariomycetes; Glomerellales; Glomerellaceae. The annotation marks the transcript as partial.
UUGAGCGGUGAAAAUCGAGGGGUGAAGGGGCGUUUACGUCUUUUUUCCUCUCGAUUUUUACCGAGCUGCAAGAAAAACAGGACCAUCAUAGUCCAUGCCCAUCUUUUUUCCUACAUGGGCGAGGCUCCAGGCGUACCGACAGAUUUUGUUGUGACUGUUUGUUUUGCAUGA